Messenger RNA from Cryptotermes secundus, 9635 nucleotides. RefSeq names its product protein lava lamp. Bases 94 to 8619 code for a protein of 2841 amino acids. The record is from RefSeq and is a predicted model, not a curated record. Lineage: Eukaryota; Metazoa; Arthropoda; Insecta; Blattodea; Kalotermitidae. The transcript is spliced from 13 exons.
GCCGAAAUUAACUAGCUUAGAAUUGGUGAGAUGAUCAGCCUCCAUAUGUCUACACAUGACUGCCAAAGUGUACCAUAAUAAUUAGAAUAAAAGAUGUCUUGGAGUCCUGGAGGUGAUACAGGGGAGGAGCCCCCUCCCUCAUAUCAAGAGGAAGGAGAUAUGAAAGAUCAGUUUCAGCAACAGCAAGAGAAAAUAGCAGAAUUGAAAGAGCUGUUAAAGCAAAAUGAAGAGAAAUUGAUGAACAAAGAAAAAGAGGUUGAGCAAUAUGCCACAAAACUCUCGGACAUCAAGUCACGUUCAAAAGCGUCCAAACGCAAGUCUGUGGUACAGAAACAGGACUCACCAGAACAAGUGGAGGACCUUGAGACACCAAAGAAGGGAAGCCAUAAGGAGGAAGUGUCAACUCCUGUGAGGAAAAGCACAGAGAAGGUGCCAAAAGGGAAUCUGGUUCUUCUACGUAAGAAAUUAGAAGAAAACAGGUUGAAAUUCGAACAGCGUGGUAAGGAAAUAAAUGAGAGUAAGAAGGGAAUUGAAGAAAUGGUUCAGCAUCUGAAGACCCAGUUGGAUGAGAGGGAUGUGACGAUACAGGAACUGCAGAAAGGGCUUCAGCACCACCAGUCGCCUGCCAAACUAACAGAACUCCAAGAAAUGAAAGAAAAUGUAAACAGUUCGGUUGAAUCUUCAGGACAAACACCAGAAGAAAUUUCCACACAGACUGCAAAUAGAGACAACAAGAUUACUGAGCUAAACAACAGAAUUGCAGAAUUGGAGACAACCAUCCUCGACUUGCAAGAAAAUUUUCGUGAAAAGGAUUCUGUGAUCGAUGCACGAACCAAAGCAAUUACACUGAUGUCAGAAGACUUCUCAAGGAGAAACAAGAUAACGUUAGAUAAUCUGGAAGAGACACGAGAAGAGAUGAGAAAAAUGCAAAGUAACUUUGUAACACAAGAAGGAAAAAUGAAAGAAGAGAAUGAAAGACUAAAAGAGGAGUUAGCAGCUAAGGAUCAUAGGUUGCAUCACUUGGAAGACAGUGUUAAGAGUCUGGAAUCUAUUCGGUUUGACUUGAGUACUAGAAACGCUGGACUGCAGGAGAAGGUGGUGAAAGUUCAGGAACAGUUGAAGGGACUGCAGGAGAGGCCUCCGGAAGAGCAAGACCAUACAAGGGUAGAGGACCUGACUCGCCAGCUCGAUGAUGCCAAUAAGCAAAUCAUGAAAUUGAAAGCUCAACAGAAGACCAAAGUGAAGAACCUCAAUAAACAGCUAGACGAACUAAGGAAGAUGUCUGAUGCCAGUGAGGAGAUUAUGAAGCUUCAGAACAGAGUUGCUGAACUAGAAGAGGACAAAGGUAACCUACAGUUACAUCUGGUAGACUUUGAUGAAUUGAAAGUUUCAGAGGCACACUGGCGGACAAGGGUGCUGGAACUCGAGGAACGAGUCUUACAGCAGAGUCAGGAUCUUGACAGUCAUGUGCAUAUGAUAGCAUUGCUUGAAGCAGAGAAGCUGGAUAACAUGCAAGUUAUCCAUUUUGAAAAGGAGAAAGUUUCUAGUUUAGAAACUGAAAUAGAAAGUCUGAGAUCAUCUCUACAGGAUCUGGAGAACCAGAAAGUGUCACUGGAGAUGAAAACAGUGGAUUUGGAAGAGCAAAUUGACACCCUCAUAAAAGAAAAGGCAGAACUUAUAGAGGAGGUAGAAAUGAUGUCACAUGAGAGACAAGGACUUGCAGCUGAACAUCCCAUUGCUAGAAAUAGGGAGAAUAAUUCUGACACAAAGAAAUUGUUCCAGAGUGUGGAACUUGUGGAAGGACAAGAGGAGGAAAAACAGUUGCCAGCUGACACUGGAGAAACCGAGACUAUGAAUAAAUCUUUACAGCAGUUAAAGGUUGAACUUCUCAGUACAAAUAAGGUAAUAGAAGAGCAGAAGGAAAUAAUCAUGAACUUAAAAUGCAAGAUAGACUCACGUGAUGAGGAGUUAGAAAUGCAGAAUGAAAUAAUUAAAAAGUUGGAGCAUCUCAGUGGAGACUACAAUGACAGAGAUGAUAGGAUAGCAGAGAUAGUAAAAGAACUUAGUGAAAUGGCGGGUGACCUUGAAGAGUGGAAAACAAGAUGCACAGAAGUGGAGAAGCGCCUGCAAGAUUUGGGCAAUGAGAAGAUGGAAUUAGAAGAACGUUUCAAAGAGAUUAAAAGUGAGAAUUCGGUGUUAAAUGAAGAACUCACUAAGCAAAGAGAGGUUGCUAAUGAUCUAGCAUCUAAAUUGAAAGAGCAAAGUAAUGCCAUAACUGGUCGAGAUGAAAGAAUAUCCUCUCUGCAGGGUUUGAUAGAACAGAAUGGCCAGACUUUGGAAGCGAGGGAAAUGACUCUUAAAGAUGUACAUGAGAAGCUUAACAAUGUAGAAAAACAAUACGAGUUAAGACUGUCAGAGCUGAAAUUGACACUAGCAAACAAAGAGAGGGAAUUACUAGAUAUGACAUCGGCUUUGAUGCAACAGGAGAUCAUCUUAAAAGACAAAGAAACUGACAUUACGGAACUCAGUGAAACUUUACAGAAACAGAGCCAUGAGUUUGCAUAUCUCCAGCAACACCUGUCAACUGUUGAGAAAAAUGUCUUUCUUCAGUUCCGUGCACAGUUAGAUGAAAUGUCAGUGACCCUUGCAGAAAAAGAUCAGUUGAACCAUCAGCUUGUUGAAGAAUGCCAGAAAUAUAGGCAGCAAAUUGAGUCACUUACAACAGAGCUCUCAGAUAAAGUUCAAGUUAUCGCGAGACUCGAGACACAAACUGAAAAGUUCAAGGAAGUGGAACUACAGUUUCAGUCAGCAGUAUCAAAUCUGAAAUCCUGCGAAGAAGAGUUAAGCAACCUGAAACAAGAACUUGUAUUAAAACAAUCUGAGGUUGAAGAAAAAACAGAUAAACUGAAACAAGUUGAAGGGAGAGUAACAGAGCUUAUUGAAAAGAAUAAAAAGUUUAUUGCUAAUUUGAAAGCCAAGGCUGUUGCCCUAAAAGGACAUGAGCAGAAGUUACAGCAGUAUGAAGCAGUGGUACAAGCUAAAGAGAAGUUGAUUUCGGAGCUGACUGCCGAGAACGAGGAGCUUUUGAAACGUCAAGCUGAUAAGACAGACUUGGAGCAACAGGUGAACACAAUCGCUAUAUUAACAAAGGAAGUGAACGAGGAACGGUCAAGGACUGAAUUGAUUGGUGACGAACUGGCAAAGGCAACUGAGAAAAUUGUAAGUCUUGAAAGAGAAUUGAAGUUAUCAGGAUUUAAGUUAGAUGAAAUGAAUUUAAUGAAAGACACCUAUGAGGCAAUGACCAAUAAGGUAUCAGAGCUAGAACAUGAGAUCAAUACAAUUCAGAUGGAAUUAAGAAACAGCGCUGAUCGCAUUAUGUUGCUGGAAAAAGAUAACAUUAGAUUAACGGAAGAAAGAAAAGCAAAAGAACAACAGGAGGAAAAGAAGAGUUCAUUGCUACAAGACAAAAUUAAAGAGCUUAAAGCAGAGUUAUUGAAACAAACAGAAGAACUGGAAAAACUAAAGGCAGAGAAAAAUGAGCUUUUGCAACAGGUGUUGAGUUCCAGUGAUUCUAUAGCAAAAGCUAGCGAGCUUGAGGAACAGGUUAGGAUUAGGGACCAGAGAUUAGCAGAAUUUGAAGAACAGUUGAUGUCAUCAUUUGAACUAAAUAAACAGUCAUUAUCAGCAGUUGAAGCAAAAUUGCAAGAACGUGAAGCUGUGGUCGAAUCCUUGGAACAGGAACUUUCGAAAGCUACAGAGAGAGUUGAGCACUUGGAAGAAGGGUUAGCGUUUGCCGAGGAAAGAUGUCAGUCACUUGAGAGCAAAGUGGAGGCUUUAAGCAUUAGGCUGCAGGAGUCUGACCGAGUGAAAGAGGAGGUGGUUGAGAGUGAGGAGAUGCUGGAACAGCGCCUGACAGUUCUUAUUGGAAGUGAAGAAAGCCUGAAGAGGAAGCUCGAGGUUCUAAGUGUGGAGAAUGAAGAAUUAACACUGAGGAUUGCUGAACUGACCAAAGAAAAUGGGGGCCUACAGAAGGAGAUUAUGAAUAUAGAGAGUACCGUGAAAGAGUUGCAGAAAGAACUGGAGAGACUGUCACCUUUUGAAUAUUCAUUUGUGCAGGCAUCAGAAAAAGCUGAGGCAUUGCAGGCAGAAUUAAAACGUGCCAUAACAGAACUCGAGCAUCGAAUGAAAGAGAAAGUUCAGGAGGUGCAGCAACAUGCAGAAAAUCUGGAAACAGACUUAAGAAAUGUGAAUGUACAAUUAGAACAUGCAGAGUUGGAAAAAAGAACUCUGAUCGAACAGUACGAGAAACUGAACGAUGUGAAGGUGAGGUUAGAAGAUGAGGUUGAGAGGCUUAGCCACAUACUGGAGGUUCACAAGCAAGCAAUUUCAGAUCUCAAGAAAGAGCUUCAAGAAAAAUUAUUUAUAUUUGAAACUACCAUUUCAGAGAAAGAAGUGGCAAGAAAAGAACUUGAAGAACGAGUCCAGAUGCUUGAAACAGAACUGCAAGAGAAAAUGUCAGGAUAUGAAGAGAAAGAACGUGCUGCCAGCGAUAUGAAUGUGAAGAUACAUCUGUUAGAAGAAGAACUGAAGGUGAUGACUUCUGCAGUUGAUACAGCAACUUCAGAGAAGGAAGAGAUAAAGAACAAGCUGAAUGAAAGAAUUGCUUUACUAGAAAAAGAACUUGAGGGAGCAGUGUUAUCAUUUGAAAGUGCUUCUUCAGAGAAAGAGAAGGUACAUUGUGAACUACAAGAAGUUCUUCAGUUUCAAGAGGCUGAACUGAAGCGAUAUCAGCACAUGCUUGAAGUUAUGCAGUCCCCAACUGAAACAGACUCUAAUGUUAGUAGAGUGGAUUCUGAAGAACAAGUUGCUAGUUUAACUGCAGAACUGGGUCAUUUAAAGUCAGUUCUAACACAGAAAGUUAAUGAAAUUAAAAGUUAUCAGACUCGUUUACUGCAGUUACAGUUCAAAAAUGUUCCAGAUGACGAACAUGAUGAUCAUCCAUAUUUACAAGCCAAAGUAUCACACUUGGAAGAUUCCAACAUAAAAUUGCUGGAAAUAAUACACAUUAAGGAGGUACAGAUUUCAGACCUGAGCACAGCUGUGGCUGCUUCAAGUACAGAGCUUGGACAACUCCGGUCUGAGCUCAAGAGCUAUCAUCAUAGAGUUGAGGAACUCACGAAACAAGUAAAUAUUCUCCAACAGGAGGCUAUGAAUAAAAAUAAUUAUAUUCAGCAAUUGCAGAUGACAUUGGCUGAAACAGAAGUUCAGUUCCCCUCACAGGUAGAGUCCGCAACGCAAGAAUCCAGGUUAAAGCUAUCAGCUCUGGAGAAACAGAACAAGGAACUGUUUAAGGAGCUACUGAAGGUAAAGGCACAACAUACGGUUGCAGACAUUGUCAGAGUUGCAGAGGAACAUGUUCAGAAUAUGAGCACAGCAUUGGAGGACCCUGAUCACGGGCAUAAAUCAGUAACAUUGCAGCAAACUGUACAGGAGCAGUCAGACUCCUUUGGAACUGAAGAUCGGAUAAAGGAAUUGGAAGAAGAAUUGCAGUUAAUACAGUCAGAAAGAGAUGAAGCUUUACUGAAGAUCACAGAGCUUGCAUCUAAAAUACCUCCAACAUCUGGUGAUACAGUCCUGAUAUUUGAACAUAAUGCUCUAGUCAAGGGUAGUACUGAAGUCAGCACACCAUGGCAGCAAAUGAACAUAUCACAGAACUUGCGUAAGAUUGAACCUUCUGUGGCUCAGGACAGUUCGGUGGCUGUGGCCCCACAGGAUGUGGCACCAGAGACAGUUUUGAACCUCAGCUCAUCAAACUGGGAUAUGGGCAUAGAGGGUGAAGAGGAAGGGUGGGGGUGGGGUUCCGACGAAGCACGGCUCGAAGAAGAACACAUACGGAAACAGCAUGAGACUGUCUUGUAUUCAGAACCUUCAGAUGUGUUAAACGAUCGCAUCGUUACCUUAGAGAACCACAUCAAGGAUGUUAUAGCCGAAAAGGAGAAACUCAGUGAAGAACUGCACGCUGCACAAGUUCGCAGCGGGAAAAUGCUGAAGAAGUUAAAGGACUUGAAACUAAAAAAUGACAGUUUGUUGAAGGAGAACAUAGAAUUGGCAAAGAAAAGUGGCGAUAAGAAUUUUGGCGAUCUUGAUCAAGCCAUUGAAGAAGAACUUAAAAUCCAUAUCGAUAAUUUGGAGAAAGAACUUGAGGAAGUGCGAAAUGAAAAGGAUUCUGCUUGUGGCGAGAAGGAAAGACUGGAGAGUCACAUUGACAUGCUGACGUGUGCCAAUGAUAGAUUAGUGGAGAUGAAAGAAAGGCAGGACAUUGAUAUCGAGAUGUGGAAACAAAGGAAUAGAGAUCUGAGCAAUGAAGUGCAGUCACUAGAAUGGAGAAUAGGGGAACUGAUGGAAGAAAAUAAAUCUGUAACAGAAUCUAGUACACAGGGGAACCACAGUGAAAGAGAAUCUUUCUUCUCAUGGGAUAAGCAUGCCUUCACUUCCAAUAGUAGAAGUUUCAUGGAUACCGAGUCAACAAAUAAUGAACUUCAGGAGCAGCUGGCAGCUUUGUCAGCAGAUAAUGAAAAUCUUCAGAGACUUAUAGAAGAGCAAAGGAACUUGAGGUUGGCUGCAGAAGUGGAGUUGCAGAAAAUACAGCAGAGAAAGUCACAAACAGACACUGAAAUGCAGUUUUGUUCAGAAGAAGGUAGUAAUGUAAAGGAACAUUCAGAUGUAGUGACAGAGUACAAGACUGUGGAGGAAUUAAAACAAGAAUGUGACAGGCUCAUGGAAGAGAAAAACAACUUUCAGAAUGCUUACCAUGCUCUGAAAACGGAAUAUGACCGCAUGUGUACAGAGUCAGAGCAGUAUGUAGUUGCAACUGAAAAAAAAUAUGAGGCGGUUCAGUUUGAGUACACAAAGAAAAUAGAAGAUGUUUGUGAUGAGAAGAUUAAAAUUGAAGAAUAUUACAGAAAUGUACUGAAAGAACGUGAUCUAUUGGCUGAAGAGUUACAGCAACUCAGUACAAACUUGGCAGAUUUAACUCAGAAACAUAAGACUCUAGAACAGGAAUACAGCAAUAUAAAGGAACAUUUGACCAUGCAAGAGAAAGCAUUAAGUUUUGAAAACGAACAGAAGUGUGGCCUAGAACGUGAGUUAGCUCAUCUCAUAUCACAAAUGGAAAGUAACUCUCUGGGGUUAACUGACACAUCUGAGUUAUUGCAUAAGCAGCAGAUGAGGAUUUCAGAACUGGAAAUGGAGUUACAAGGCAAGACCGAAGAGAUAGAAAAGUUGCGCCAGUUGAUUGAGAACCAGAAACUUGAACAAGCCCAAGGUGAACAGGAAUGGAACAGCAAGUUAGAACAUUGCAGAAAGGAGCUAGAACUGUGCACAGAGGAGUUGCAUAAACAACAGAAUCAUCACAGCAUCCUCCUGAAAGAAUGUCAAGAAUUAAGGGACCACAAUGAUGAAAUGAUUCGAUGUCAUGUUCUGGAAGCUCUGAAUGCAAAGGAAAAAGAAAUUGGAAAGCUUAAAGUUUAUCUUGCAGAGAAGGAAGCAGUUGUCUUGGAGCUCGAGCAAAGGACCAAGGAGAACCAGAGAGUGAAUGAGUCCUUAGACCUUCUGAGUGCAAGAGACAAGGAUAUUGAAAGUCUCAAGACCAGACUUACUCAGAAAGAAAAGGAAAUUGAGGAACUAUACAGUAUUAGGGAUAAAGACAUGGAUAAUUUAAAAAUUAUGCUAUCAGAGAAGGAACAGAAAUUUGAAGAACUUCUGGGGCAGAAAGACCAUGAUAUUUACAACUUACAAGUUCAGUUGUCUGAGAAGGAUGCCAGGAUCAGUGAACUCCAGCAAACUCUUGACGAAGAAGCGAGACAAUUAACUGAAUUACGAACACUUCUUGAAGAUCGUGAGCUACAGCUAAAGCAGUUGAAGGAUGAGCUGAUGACUACAAGAAGCAAAGAAGAGCAGGAUCUCUCAGUCUUGCCAAACCAACCACACGAUUCAUUUUCUAGCUCUUUAACAGAUGAGAUUAAACCUUCAGUGCAAGACAGUCCAGAGAGGAGAGGACGGAAAGAUAGUAGUUCUUCUGAUGCACAACAGGGGGAACUAGAUCUGGCACUGUACAUGCUGCAUCAGCGAGAUGUUCGCUGUGAUGAACUGACAUUGGAACUAAUGCAGUUGUUGGAAGAACGUGAUUCGCUGCAAUUACGACUUUCCAACGCACUGCGUAUGAAUGAAGAACUCCGAGCUAGAAUCAGGACUUCAGUUACAUCUUCACCUGAUAAAACUGCAGACCAGUCGCAGUCAAGAGAGCAGGUACCUCAACACAUAGCAGCUGCAGUGUCUUUACCACCGUCGGUGAGUGCCGCAAUGCAGGAACCGCAGGAGGACUUACAGAUUCUCGCUAAUAAGUUAUCACAGCUGCAUAGUGUUGGAUACCACAGAGAUGUGACAUUGCAAGACGAGCGAGAGCAGCGCCACAGUGAGCAGAUGAGAAUGUUGCAUCCGAGGGGGAGCGGCAUAGUCGUCGAUGCCAGUUAUACCCUUUCUCGAGAUGUCCAGAGUCCCUCCACUGUUCUGCUCAAUUGGAUAUGGGGACGAAGUACACCACGUGUGAUGCACGUAUGAAUGCCAGACAAACCAUGGGACAUCAUUUAAUGGAGAAACCUGAUGGGUUUGGUUUUGCUAAUUAGGAAUGACAGAAUUGUCAUGAUGUUCAUGUAAUAUCCAUUCUUAUAGAAAUCAACAUGAACCUUUAUGCAGGUUUUCCAUGGUGUUCUGAUCCCAGCAUGAAAGUUAUGGCACUUGGUACACAGCAAUGAGUUAACCAUGCAUUCAUCACCUUAUAAGAAUCUAUAUAAAAUUAUUUUGAGGUACAUCUCUCAUGAUUUUGGUGUGAUAUAUCAUUUCCUUCAUUCACAGUGUAAGGAAAUUUUGAUAUACAAUUUCAGGAAAACAUAUCUAACUGAACUUCCAAGGCUGUAGAAUUUGUAAUACCCAGUGAUGGCUUUUACAUACAGUUGGCUGAAUAUGUACGUCUUCUUUUGUUCUGGUUCAAGUUUAAAGUUGUUCCUGUGCCUUAUCUUGACAUCAUGAAGGUGUGUAGAAUCAGAAGUUAUGUUCCAAGUGUUCUCCUCCUUUGCAUUGAUUGAGUUAUUUUCAUUGUAUAGCUGUAUUACCCAUGGAGGAAACUGGAUGAGCCCAGGAGCUGGUCUUCAUGUGGUAAUGCAGAAAGAAAUCCUGUCUGUCUCAGCAUGUGAACACUGUCUCACAUACUCGUAAAGCCAGUGACCUUACUGACCAAACUGUCAUGGCUUAUGCAAAGAAGAUAGCCAGCUGACAUAAAAUAUACCAUAUUUAAUGAAAUUUAAUAAUAAUGUCCUGUAGUAAAAUUUAUUAACCAAAUUUAAUUUUCAUACGUAUUAGAAAUGAGCCAGGAUAGCUCAGCCAGUGAAGUAACUGACUGAGAAGUCAUUUUAUUUUAAGCAGGGAUUCUUUGCUAUCAUGUCCAUCUUCCUAUCCAGGGGGUACCAGGAACUUUGCAGAAAGGGUAAAACAAGCAGAGGGCGACGCUGACCACUCUCCUAGCCCAUGAUAUGUAUAUUGGCCGUCUUGUAGUGCACUCAAUUUCACAGGUCGCUUCA